This is a messenger RNA of Fusarium fujikuroi IMI 58289, 2403 nucleotides long. Its product is annotated as CHS-3 chitin synthase 3. Gene Ontology annotation, cellular component: cell periphery; cell septum. Gene Ontology annotation, molecular function: chitin synthase activity. Bases 1 to 2403 code for a protein of 800 amino acids. The record is from RefSeq and is a predicted model, not a curated record. The transcript is spliced from 6 exons. Lineage: Eukaryota; Fungi; Ascomycota; Sordariomycetes; Hypocreales; Nectriaceae.
AUGUCGACGUCGGACCGGACACCUCUAUUCCCACAGGUUCCCGCCUACGCCGAAGAUCCUAACCAUGGCACGGAGCUGCAAGAAGUCGCAAGGCAUGACACAUUACUGUCUCCCGCUGGCAAUUCAUCCAACUCUCAAGUCCACGUGCCCAUUCCUUCAGACCUUGCGGAAGCCGCUGGCCUCAAUCUCGAUUCAACUACUGAGGAGAAUGUCUAUGAGAUGGCCCAUUUGACCUAUACGCCCAUAUCGACUGAUCCCCAGGAGUUCAACGAAAAACACCAUCUGCGUCCCAAGCAAUUCAAGUACCCUCGCCAGACAGAAAUUCUGGUCGGCAUCACGGUUUACAGUGAGCCGAAGCACCUUCUUCGACAGUCAAGGAUUUGGGGAUCGGGUUCUUGGACUAAAGUCGUGGUUUGCAUUCUCAUCGACGGUAUUGAGUCUGUGGAUCCUGGAGUUCUCGACAUCCUGACUAGUAUUGGGCUGUACCAGAAUGGACUGUGCAGAAAGACGACCGAGCAGGGAGAGGAAGUCACAGGACACCUUUUUGAGUUUACAUCUCAACUGGCCACGCAUCUCGGCUGCGAGACAUACACAGAGGCUGACGGGAAAACCUCCAAUAUUAAGUUUCCGGUACAACUAAUGCUGCUUAUGAAGGCUUCGAACUGCGGCAAGCUUAACUCGUACCGGUGGCUUUACAACGGAUUCGCCAAAGUUCUGCAACCCAAUAUCACAGUUCAUCUCGACGUCGGUACGAAGCUUGGCAAGCGGGCACUGUUUAAGCUCUGGAAGGAAUUCGAUCUGGAGCCUAUGCUUGCUGCAGCUUGUGGGGAGAUCUCCUGUUCUUUGGGUGGAAACUGGCUCAACAUUCUCAAUCCUAUUGUUGCGGCGCAGAACUUUGAGUAUAAGGUUGGGUUCCAGCUGGAUAGGACGUUUGAAUCUGCAACAGGCUUUCUGUCGCUCCUGCCUGGGGCGUGUUCGGCUUAUAGAUACGUGGGCAGUGCUGGUAAACCGCUUGAAGACAUGCUUCUCGGCGAUCCGACAUGGAUCCAAGGCCAUAACCGUGAUCGCCCAUCCCUGUCACCCGUCAAUCUCAAUCGCCACCUUGCAGACGACAGGGUCAUUUGCUUCAGAAUCAUAAGCAAACCCAACACCCACUGGCUCUUGAAGUAUGUUCCCGUCACCGCCACUACUGACAUACCCAUGACAACAACGGACUUCAUCAACCAAAGGCGACGAUGGCUCAACGGAGCGUUUUUCUCGACUAUCUAUGUCUUGAAGAGAUGUGGACACUUGUGGAGGUCUGAUCACUCACGGAUGCGCAAGUUGGCAUUUUAUAUCCCUCUCCUUCAUAGUGUUCUGGCUCUUAUCUUGGCUUGGUUCUCGCUCGCGGCAUUUUUACUUUCGACAUUCACCAUCAAUAGCAUCUCUGGGGACCCCCCAAAAGAUGCACCGACUAGUGGAUUUCCUUUCGGAAAAGCAACACCAAUUGUCAACGCCGUUAUCCAGAUCGUGUACUUGGCGACUGUCUUGUUCCAGUUUAUACUCGCCCUUGGGAGUCGCCCUAGGAACCACCGAAUCAGCUACAUCAUCUCAUUCGCCAUUUUUGGACUCAUCCAGGCGUAUCUGCUGAUGAAUCUAGUGUAUCUCGUAAAGAGAGUUGUAGACUACAAGGCCGAUGAUACUGGAUCCAGCAACUACGCUUAUAUCGGAGACUUCUAUGCUGACAUUGGUCAGAGCACCAUCAUCGUCGCUGGAUUCUCCGUUUUCGGCGUCUAUAUACUGAGCGCUCUUCUGGCACUUGAUCCAUGGCACCUUCUUACAUCCUUUGCACAAUUUCUCUUCAUCUCAUCCUCUUAUGUCAACAUUCUCAAUAUCUACGCUUUCAGCAACACACAUGAUGUCAGCUGGGGGAGAAAGGGUAGGCAUGAAGAUACUGAAGCUGGCCAGAGACAAGAAGGUCCAAGGCCAGCUACCAUCGAGAGACGAUUCACCUUUUCAGAUCAAGAUCCAAAUAUUCGAUCUGCAGCCACCCAGCGUGACGAAACUCCCGAGGCGAUAAAUGCCGAGUAUCAACAGGCGCUUUCUCGAUUAGCGGCUGGAGACGAGACGACAAGUCGCGAGAAGAAGCGCCCUCAGGUUCUCGCAGUAGCCGACGCCAUGAUGGAGUUUCGCACAAUUCUACUCGCAUCAUACAUUUUCUCAAACAUUUUUGUUUGUCUUAUCGUCUUGAACGACAGUCUGAAGAUACUGUGGUGGCUCGGGGACUCGUAUUGGCAUAAAGUCUGGUUCUUCCGUAUUUGGUUGUGGGCAAACUCGAUUAGCUUUUUGACUAGGUUUGUAGGUUGUUUAUGGUAUCAUGUCGUAAAGGUAUUUAGUGGAUUCUUUCGCGGCACUUUUAUGUAA